AUGGAUUUUGCUAUGGGAUGGAAUCGUUUCAGUUUAUCUGUACUUGGCGUGUGGCCAGAACCGAGAAAGAUGUCUAACCUGUCACGAUUCGCGUCUAACUUUAUAUUCUGGUUCACGACUUUGAUAACGGUUGUCUUCAUAUGCGCUCCCCAAAUGACGCAUUUGGUAUUAAAAUCGACGAAUUUGGACGAGGUGAUAGAGAAUCUGUCGGUCAACAUACCGAUGCUCUUCUCAUUGGGCAAGCAAAUCAUUCUGCGUUAUCGUAGAAAAGCGCUAGUAUUCUUAAUGAGCCAAAUAUUCGACGACUGGGCGGAACCAAUCCCGGAGGUGGAUCGCCACACGAUGCUGAAGACCGCGAAAAUUAGUCGAAUGAUAUCCAUAGUCUGUUCUAUCCUGACGUAUGUCAUGGUUUUGGCCUUCUUGUCACUUCAAAUUUGGAGCAGCAUGCAAAACACCUCGGAGUUCAACGUAGGAGGACUACUUAUCCCGGCCACAUUUCCAUACGACACGAAUAAAAGUCCUAAUUACGAAAUUACUUGGCUUGGACAAUUUGUGGGGACAGUGUUGAGCGCGAUAUGUUAUUCCUGCUUCGAUACGUUCGUCGCUGUUCUCGUGUUACACAUAUGCGGCCAAUUAACUGUUCUCCGCAUUGCCCUCGAGAAUCUUGCUAACACGACAAUAAAAGACAACUACAGCAAGUUCCAAGAACGAUUAGGAUACAUUGUGCACAGGCAGAAUCAAUUGUUCAGGUACGCUGUGAUAGUGGAAGAUUGCUUCAACAUCAUGCUGCUCGUUCAAACUUUAAUGUGCACCGCCAUGCUCUGUAUGACUGGAUAUCGCAUGAUGACCUCUGUUAAUCAGGAGCAAGAGGAUGUACCGAUUAUUGGAGUAAUAUUUUUUAUCUCACACGUGACCUAUACCAUGUUACAUCUAUUUAUUUAUUGCUACGUGGGCGAAACACUUCUUGGACAAAGUACUGGAAUUGGCCAAUCUGCAUACGACUGUAACUGGUACGAUUUACCACCGAAGCAUGCUGUUUCGUUAGUUAUCGUGAUAUGUCGCGCGCAAGUGUCCUUUCAAAUAACCGCUGGAAAAUUCAGUCCCUUUUCUCUCGAGCUGUUUAACGCUGUUUUAAAAACGUCUGCUGGAUAUCUUUCCGUGUUGCUAGCUAUGAAAGACAGACUGGUCGAAGAGAACUGA
Messenger RNA from Habropoda laboriosa, 1200 nucleotides. Its product is annotated as odorant receptor 4-like. Bases 1 to 1200 code for a protein of 399 amino acids. Gene Ontology annotation, molecular function: olfactory receptor activity; odorant binding. NCBI's taxonomy places the organism in Eukaryota, Metazoa, Arthropoda, Insecta, Hymenoptera, Apidae. Gene Ontology annotation, biological process: detection of chemical stimulus involved in sensory perception of smell; sensory perception of smell. The record is from RefSeq and is a predicted model, not a curated record. The transcript is spliced from 6 exons. Gene Ontology annotation, cellular component: plasma membrane.